AUGAAUAACCACUGCAACAUCUUUGUCGUCAGUUUGUCUGUUGCAGACCUGGUUGUGGCGAUUUAUCCAUAUCCAGUUAUUCUUGUAGCCAUUUUCCAUAAUGGAUGGACACUUGGAGAUAUCCAUUGUCAAAUCAGCGGAUUUCUUAUGGGACUCAGUGUUAUUGGAUCUGUUUUCAAUAUUACAGCCAUAGCUAUCAACAGAUACUGCUAUAUAUGUCAUAGUCUAAGAUAUGAUAAGCUUUACAAUCACAGAAGUACAUGGUGCUACCUCUGCCUGACAUGGAUACUCACAAUCAUUGCAAUUGUGCCAAAUUUCUUUGUUGGGUCACUACAAUAUGAUCCUCGGAUUUACUCAUGCACUUUUGCCCAAACUGUGAGUUCCUCUUAUACCAUUGCAGUUGUUGUUGUACAUUUUAUAGUCCCUCUGGCUGUUGUGACAUUCUGCUACCUAAGGAUAUGGGUUUUGGUCAUCCAAGUCAAACACAGAGUGAGGCAAGACUCUAGACAAAAGUUGACUCCAACAGAUCUUCGAAACUUCUUGACAAUGUUUGUGGUGUUUGUACUCUUUGCUGUGUGUUGGGGACCAUUAAACUUCAUUGGUCUGGCAGUGGCUAUUAAUCCACUUCAUGUGGCACCAAAAAUUCCAGAAUGGCUUUUUGUACUGAGCUACUUCAUGGCCUACUUUAACAGUUGCCUCAAUGCUGUCAUAUAUGGUCUUAUGAAUCAAAACUUCAGAAAGGAAUAUAAAAGAAUAAUACUCUCUUUGUGGACUCCAAGACUGCUCUUUAUUGAUGCAUCAAAAGGUGGAACUGAUGCAAUCAAAAGCAAACCAUCUCCGGGAGGAACUAAUAACAAUCAAGCUGACAUAUGUGUGUAA
Bombina bombina (fire-bellied toad) is the source of this 879-nucleotide messenger RNA. It is a transcript of the gene GPR50, whose product is annotated as G protein-coupled receptor 50. The record is from RefSeq and is a predicted model, not a curated record. The coding region runs from base 1 to 879 and encodes 292 amino acids. Lineage: Eukaryota; Metazoa; Chordata; Amphibia; Anura; Bombinatoridae. Gene Ontology annotation, cellular component: membrane. Gene Ontology annotation, molecular function: melatonin receptor activity. Gene Ontology annotation, biological process: G protein-coupled receptor signaling pathway. The transcript has 2 exons.